AUGGGAAGAUCAAAGCUACUUCCCAGACCAGAUCCUUGUUCCCCAAGUAAACCAGUACUCGUCAAACUGUCAAAGCUAGAAACAGAGUCAGGUCUUGCUCUGUGUUUGACACACCACUCAUCAAUGGUUCUGUCCGUUGUUGAUGACGAUGAUCCUCAAUUAGCGAAGGAGGAGGAGACAAUGGAUUCGUUGUGGAAGAAACCGCACGGGUCUGACCAAACUCGGUCUGGUUUUUCUCGGGUUGGAGUAACAGAAGCUUAUCUUGUAGUACUCGUAGACCACUUUCUAACGAAUCCUCCAUCUCUAAGACUUUCUCCGACAAUUUAG
This is a messenger RNA of Arabidopsis thaliana (thale cress), 327 nucleotides long. RefSeq lists its product as uncharacterized. NCBI's taxonomy places the organism in Eukaryota, Viridiplantae, Streptophyta, Magnoliopsida, Brassicales, Brassicaceae. The record is from RefSeq and is marked reviewed. The transcript has 2 exons. The coding region runs from base 1 to 327 and encodes 108 amino acids.